Molecule: messenger RNA, 2952 nt
Organism: Mesocestoides corti
Lineage: Eukaryota; Metazoa; Platyhelminthes; Cestoda; Cyclophyllidea; Mesocestoididae
Source: the annotation of a GenBank genome assembly
AUGGCUGAGGAUUCAGCUCUGCGAUCGCGAAGUCAAACCGAUGGGGAGCUUGACGACAACAUUGUCCUCAGGAAUGACUUUGAAACCGAUUUCUCGGGCACCGACAGGGCCAGCUCCUCGGAAACGGGACAAUCUCCACCUGAUGAGGAAACCACCAUAUUACGACCAAUUUUCCUGAACAUAUCAUCAUCGCUUGUAAACUCGAAUCGAGGAGCGGCUUCGAGUACAAUUCGCCUUGGUGUUGAUGGGAGCAACCCCACAGAAGCCCUCCUGUCCGGUACCACCAUCGAUGCUUCUUCCGAUGUGUACGCCACCUUGGAAGACUUUGAGGAAGAGGCAGAUGAUGAGCCUAUGUUCCUCACUACCCAGCCGUGGGUUUCUGUCGAUCUUCCAGAUUCCAUCUACUCUUCUGCCCUACCACUUACCAGGGGAGGAAGGAGUCGUCCACUCUGGCAUCUUCUCCAGUCUCGUGGUGGACGGAGUCCUCAGGAGUCUGGACGAAGGUUUCAUGUACCGGGAAUUGAAGAUACUAGAAGGCUUUCCAGCAGAACGAGGAUUGAAGAGGAAGCGGAAGCUGUGGUGGUGGACGAUGGCUAUCAAGAACUGAUUUCGGAUAUGAAUACUGGAGCCAACAGCAGCGAACCUGAGGAGUUCGACAAUACCUUCCAGGCGGUGGACUGGAGAAGCAGCUGCAAGGGUAUUCAGGAUCGUCUACAAAACGUGCUCAACAGUGAACGAUUUGCGGACGUCUACUUUUACAUUGGCGGAGGAAAUGAAAGCCGUACGGACGGUGGCAUCACCAGGUCCGCGAGUGUGCUCUCGUCCAAGCCGCCUGUGGGUCCGACACCACGUCGUUCGACCUCUUCAGCAGUGCGUAAACAGAAUUCAGAGCAACAGCGAAGGAUCACGUCUGCCAUAGCUCGAGCAUCAGGCAACACAUCGCGUCGACAGGCAUCUCCGUCAGGUUAUCAGUCACCGGAAGAAAACAGCACCGCAGCCGAGAAGGCAAAAAAACUCACCGAGAUGCUGCUUGCUUUACGCACCACCGACCCAGGUUCUGAUUGUUCUGCGACAUCUUCAACCACUACUACUCCUCUCUCCUCCUCCCCCUCUGACUUUCCUUACCUUGCUGAAAUGACCAAUACGGCGAUCAUGUGUCAGCUUUCAGAUAUUUCUGACAUCGAUAUGCUGCCAAGCGAAAGAGGACCAACAGGGGACCCCCAAUUAAAACAAAAUGUUCAACCACCAAGUCCGGAUUCUUCAGUGACGGCGACCACACUCCACGCAGAGUCCGAUGUGAAGCGGUUUGGCGUGCAUCGACUGGUCCUGGCUACAGCCUCUCCGGUCUUCGAAGCCAUGUUUUUCGGUGCGUUUGCGGAGGGCACAAAGGAUGUAAAGGGACAGAAAAUGUUGCCUUCUACAUCUGCUGAAGUGCAGGAAAUUCAUGUGACAGACGUCACUGCAGAGGCCUUUCAGCAGUGUCUUCGCUACAUUUACUAUGAUAACAUGACGCUGACAGAUUCAGUCGAAGAACUCUACGACAUACUCUACGCUGCCAAGAAAUACCUUCUUACUCCUCUUGCCACUGCCUGCACCAAUCGUCUUGUUAAACUGAUGGCUCCGCAAAAUGUCCUACUUCAACUGAAUCGGUGUUCUGCCAUGGACGAAGAGGACCUCAUAGGUGUUUGCUGGCACACAAUCGAUGUUCUCACACCAGACGUGCUGAUCUCUGACCACUUCCCCGAAUUGGAGCGCAACACGCUACUGAAAUUAAUCAGUAGGGAGUCUCUCUACUGCGAGGAGUGGGAGAUUUUCGAGGCCCUGAUGCGUUGGUGCAAACUCGAAUGCGCGCGUAAGGGCUCGAAUCCAAGCCCCAACAACGUUGCCACAAUGAUGCGAGAAUUUUUGCCCCACAUUCGAUUCACCACAAUGUCGCUCGAGGACUUUAUUUUCCAUGUCUCGAAAUCAAAUAUUCUAAGCCUGGAAGUGCAACACAACAUUCUGCUCCAAAUCGCCACCAAAAUGUUCACCAAGAACGAAACUUCGAAGGAGACAACGGACUCAUCCGAGAAAGAGGAAGUCGAGUUCCUGGAGAGCAACGGCUCUUCCCCGAAACGCCGUGGCCCUUUGCUCCACAAAUGUCGACGAUUUCUCCAGUCUAUAACUCCGCCAUCCAAGGAGGCGUACUGGUCCGACGCGGAAUGCAUCAUCUUCCAGGUCUCAAAACCAGUGUUUCUUGCUGGAGUUGGCGUCUUCGGUCCUAUGAACAAGGACACGCAUUUGAAGGUAAAGAUCGACUUGAAGCAGUGCACCCUCAGCCAAAGCAAGACAAGCUCCGGCUCGGGGACGACAUUUCGAAGCACAGGGGUGUCCACGCUCAGCAGUAGCGGUCAUCGUCACAACCACGGCCAAAGGCACGUGGGCAUCCAGUCGCAGUCUCACCUCCGCACCAACGGCGAUGGUAGUCGACGGAGGGGACAUGGAUCUUCUGGACGAACCCUAUCGGAUGGCCGAACGAGAUCUUCCAAUUCACCGUCUGCUUCAACACCGACAACAUCGAGAACGCUCUUCAAAUCUGCAAAGACGCGCAGCGGCACACUAAGCUCGGUCGAAAUCACCCUUAAUUGCAACAGUCCCACGAACCGGAUUAUUGAGGCCCGAUUCCCCAGGCCAGUCAAGCUUUCUCCUGAUAAGCACUACAUGAUAACGGUGAAACCGGAGGACGGUAGGAGCACGCGUUGCUACCUUGGAGCUACGGCGUCCCGUUCAGAGGUGCUGACUCGAACGCUGAUCCCCAGACCGGACGACAAAGCUCCACAGGGUGAGUCCGUUGCCAGGGCAUCGCCACGGCACGGGAGGGUCAAGUUCACGUUCGCCUACAACGAGAAGCACGCCGGCUUCCUGAGCGAGGCUUUCCACGUCCCAGAGCUACUCUUCUUCCCUGCUUCUUAG